This is a messenger RNA of Oncorhynchus gorbuscha (pink salmon), 1834 nucleotides long. RefSeq names its product erythroid membrane-associated protein-like. Gene Ontology annotation, molecular function: protein binding. Lineage: Eukaryota; Metazoa; Chordata; Actinopteri; Salmoniformes; Salmonidae. The coding region runs from base 471 to 1706 and encodes 411 amino acids. The transcript has 8 exons. The record is from RefSeq and is a predicted model, not a curated record.
CACUGUGCCAGCAUAUUGAACCUGUGUAUCACUGUGCCAGCAUAUUGAACCUGUGUAUCACUGUGCCAGCAUAUUGAACCUGUGUAUCACUGUGCCAGCAUAUUGAACCUGUGUAUCACUGUGCCAGCGUACUGAACCUGUGUAUCACUGUGCCAGCAUAAUAAAGCUGUGUAUCACUGCGCCAGCGUAUUGAACCUGUGUAUCACUGCGCCAGCAUAUUGAACCUGUGUAUCACUGUGCCAGCAUAUUGAACCUGUGUAUCACUGUGCCAGCAUAUUGAACCUGUGUAUCACUGUGCCAGCAUAUUGAACCUGUGUAUCACUGUGCCAGCAUAUUGAACCUGUGUAUCACUGUGCCAGCAUAUUGAACCUGUGUAUCACUGUGCCAGCAUAUUGAACCUGUGUAUCACUGUGCCAGCAUAUUGAACCUGUGUAUCACUGUGCCACAGGGCCUCUCCCCCAACUGCCAACAUGAUGAAGGAGUGCCUCCAGUUCCUCAUCGAGCCGGCGAAAAAAAUUAAGAUCCGCCUCAAGGAGUCUUGUAAGAAGGUGACAAAUGAGAAGAAUGAACCUUUAGCGGAGAGUCAGCUGUUUAUAAUGGAGCUGGCCAGGGAACUCAACAGACUGUGCCAGAGGUCAAAUGUCCUAGCCCACAUCUGGACCAAUGAAGACUCCUGGCCUCCCAGUGUGUGUAGAGAAUACAUAGUGGAGUGGGCUGCCGUGCUGGAGAAUAGAGUGCAGCCAAGGAGCAUCCAGACAGAGCUGCAGGCUAACAGGCCAGAGAAGAGGGAGUGGAACGGUCGCCUGUUGUGUAUGCUGGAGACAGGUGGAGAGUAUGACAUGGCAUCCCACAAACGGGUCAUCAUGGACUGGACACACCAGCUCAGAAACAAACUAGAGCCCAUUGUCUGGCCCGGUGAGCCCGUAUUGAUGAUGUUGGAUGAUCUGGAGUUCCAGUGGAGGAGGGGGCGUCUGCCGAACCUCCUCCCCGCCAUGGAGCUGGUCAUGUGGGCCGUGCUGAGUGCAGACAGCCCUGACAAGGAGGACGUAACCAAGCAGUGGCUGAUCAGAAAACAGAGGAGUCAGAAGAUUGAUGCAGCCCGCUACAUCCCCCAUAAUGUAUGGAACUGGAUCUGUGAUGCUGCAGAGGAAGUGACCCUUGACCCCAAGACAGCCAACCCUGACCUCAUCCUCUCCAACGGCGACAAGCGCAUGUGCUGUGGCCUGGAGCGGCGAGACAUCCCUAACUGCACGUGUCGCUUCGAUGGCUGGUGGUGCGCUCUGGGAAACGAGGGCUACACCUCUGGGCGCCAUUACUGGGAAGUUGAAGUGGGCAACCGGGACUGGCGGCUGGGGGUGGCUAAAGCUUCUGCCCAAAGGAAGGGUUAUAGUUCCCUCAACACAAAGACGGGCUACCUCACCCUGCGGCUGGAGAGGGGCUCAGACCUCAAGGCCCUGACGGUGCCUUCCACCCCGCUGGCCCAGAUGCUGGUCCCCAGGAAGGUGGGGGUCUACCUGGACUAUGAGCAAGGCCAGCUCUCCUUCUACAACGUGGAGAAGAGGUCCCACAUCUACACGUACAACGAGACCUUCACAGAGAGACUGUUCCCUGUGUUUGGGACUGUAGAGGUGGUGAAGGGUCUGGUGAUCAGGUCGGCACAGACCAGGGAACCCUGCCUCUGCCCUGGACCCUGUCUCUGGUGCUAAGCUAAGUGCUUAGAUAACAUAUCACAGCAUCUUUAAAACUGGUCCUGGAGAGCUAGCAUAGAGCUCGAUUCAAUCAGAUUAAGCGUAAACCCACGAUAGCUGACACCCACAUAGCUGGUGUUUUGGCG